Messenger RNA from Kwoniella shivajii, 3486 nucleotides. RefSeq lists its product as uncharacterized. Lineage: Eukaryota; Fungi; Basidiomycota; Tremellomycetes; Tremellales; Cryptococcaceae. The transcript has 8 exons. Bases 1 to 3486 code for a protein of 1161 amino acids. Gene Ontology annotation, biological process: lipid metabolic process. Gene Ontology annotation, molecular function: protein binding; phosphoric diester hydrolase activity. The record is from RefSeq and is a predicted model, not a curated record.
AUGAAGUUCGGUAAGACUAUCCAGUCUCAACAAGUACCAGGAUGGGGCGGAUACUACCUAAACUAUAAAGCUCUCAAGAAGAUCAUCAACUCAUAUGCAGCAGGCAGACCGGCAUCAGACGCUUCCCUCCUAUCGUUGGGUCUACGUCUUUCCAAGAAAUCGCCCGGUAGCGGUAAAUCAGAUGCUGAGACCGGAUCCAUCUCACCACCACCACCACCACCACCACCCAUCCCAACAACAACAUUAGAAGAUUUGGAACCGCUUCCUGCAGAAAGUGAACCUCCAGCACCUAAUACAGGAAGCGCGUUGAUGAGUAGACAUCCAACGGGAGGAAAUGAUAAAAGCGAAAGUUUCAAAGCUCAUAGAGAUGUUUUCUUCUUCACCUUACAGAGAGAAUUGGAAAAAAUCAAUACAUUCUAUCUCAUCAAAGAGCGUGAUUUACGACUAAGGCUGUUGACAUUACUUUCAAAUCGAAAACGAUUAUUGCAAAAUUCCAAUGGAUCUGGUACGAACUCAUCAGAUAAUGAUCUUGAUGGGAACAGUCGCAAAGAUGCGGAGUGGACUUCUUUGGAAGAAGGAUGGAGGUUAUUCGAAAGGGAUUUAGGUAAACUUCAAGGUUUUAUAGAAAUAAACGCUACUGGUUUCCGAAAAAUAUUGAAAAAAUGGGAUAAGAGAAGUAAGAGUAACACGAAAGAGUUAUAUAUCGAAAGACAAGUCGAAGUUCAACCUUGUUUCAAUCGUGAAUUUAUAGCUAAACUAUCAGAUAUAGUAGCUGCAAAUUUGUUGGAUUUGGAGAAUGGUUCUGAACAUCUAUCAACUUCUUUCCUGGAACGUGAUUUACCCGAUUCAAUAGGUGCCGAUGGAUUAAACUUCAAUAGAAAAGAAGAUUAUGAUUCUGAUGCUGGAAUUGGAAAUUCUCUAGCUUUAGAUGCUUUGGUCGACCUAGAGUCUAAUAUGGUUAAAGCUUUGACUUCGGGUAAAGAAGCUGUUUCGGAUUGGUUGAAAUUAGCCAAAACAAAACAACAUCGAGAUAAAGGUAGAAGACUAAUGAGAAUCUUGUGGAGAGCAGCUUUACAAGUUCCUUCAGAACUUUUGGAUCUAGUACUUUCAGCUAUCAAACUGGAUUACGAUUAUAUCGACAACAUCAAUGGUAGAUCACCUUUACAUCAAGCUUGUAUCGCAGGUUCAUCGAGAUUGGUUCAGCUUUGCGUCGAAAACAAUCACUUAUUACUGGAGAAACCGGAUGCGUACGACCGGAAACCUAUACAUUAUGCUGCAAUACACGGUCAUCCUGAAAUCGUCUCUUUCCUUUUGUCGAAAUCAGCCGAUCCUUCCGCGACUGAUAUGGAUGGAUAUACUCCUUUGAUGCACGCUAUAAUACAAGGGCAUUUAGAAGUGGUCCGAAUUUUCGUUCAAGAUAAAAUAACACUUGAACCCACCGCCAUCUCUAACGAUCUGAUACCGCUUUCUCUAGCUUGUCAAUUCGGUCACCUCGAAGUUGCAAGAUUACUCUUACAGUGUGGAGCUAAAGUGAUACCCAACUCCGAAGGCUUAUAUCCGCAACAUUUCGCAGCUAAAGCGGGACAUGAAGCUAUUUGCCGGCUUUUGGUGGACGAAGGCGGUAAAGAUGGAGGUGGAAGAGAGAGACAAGAUAAAUACAAUCUGUGGACACCCUUACAUCAUGCAGCGAUAGGAGGUGAAUCAAGACAUUUAGCAUGUAUGAAAGUCCUGGUCGAAGCUGGAUGUGAUGUCAACACCUCAGAUGAUUACGGCAAAUCACCAGGAUGGUAUUCUGCUUGGUUUGGUCAUGUGGAAUGUUUGAAUUUCCUGUUGGACAACGGAGCAAAACUCAAUGGAAAGCAGAAUACUUUGGAAGGAAUGGAAAACCUCGGUUUAUCGGCAGAUCCCCAAAUGGACAGCUUGUCACCUGGGUCCGAUCUAGAAUUGGACCCUCCACAAGAUGAAUUCGAAUUGAUACCUUCUUUAUCACUUCCCCCACCUAUAAUACCGCUCCGAGUAUAUGGCCACGAAUUCCUUGCUAAUCGAUGUCUUGUCCAACUUUCUCUUGGUCACCCUUUCUCACGUCCAUCGUCCAUCGCAUCAAAAGCACCACCAAUCAAGCUGUAUUCUCGAUCAGGACAAGAUUCUCUUCAUCUCUGGUCUUCUCUCAAACUAGUUAUGACAUCAAAAUCUGACAUCACUGCCGUACCUCAUUCUGUGAUACUACCUUUGGCUGACGAAAGAGAAGUCUUUUCAUUCCAAGUACAAUCACUCGAACGGUUUACACUUGAACUUUCACUCUACCCCACCUUCGGAUCAAAAGUCAUAGGACGAGCUAUAGUUUUACCUGACACGUUCAACGAUAUCACGUAUCAUAAAGGAAUCGUAGCUCCUCUUUUAGAUCACAAUUUGAAAACAAUAGGUGAAGUCGCAUUUGAGGUAUCGUGUAUCAAACCAUUCGAGGGAGCACAACUGGAGAUCGGAGGUAGAGUGGAGACAUAUUGGAAAUCAAAAGUCACCCCUUCACAGCCUACGCAAGAUCAUGCUCAUCAAUUCCAAUCACAUAGACCAUUAUCAGUUUCAACCACAUCGCCUUCCCUCAGACCACCUGUGACUGCGCCACCGGCGAGCAACAAUAACGAAUCUGCCCUAGUCACCGCUAGUUCCCUUUCUGGCGAAUACGUGCAUAUAGUCAUCCAAGUAACGAAAGAUUUCGUUCCCGUGAUCUAUUCAAAAUUGAAAUUACCAAUUGAGCAACUCGAUAUUGCAGUAUCAGAUGUCACUUGUGACCAAUUUUUAUCUAUUGCUAAAUCGAACAACCUUCUCUUAACAUCUCCAUCCAAUCACCAUUUAACUUCCGGUGAAUGGUCAGAAUUACUUUCAACUAAAAUGUCAACUUUGGAUAAUGUAUUAUCGAUUUUACCGCCAGAAAUAGGUUUGAACCUGUUAUUACAAUAUCUCAGACCAGCAACGGCGAUCCAAAAGCAAUUUGGAAGAUCAAUAGAGAUAAAUAAAUUCGUCGAUACAAUAUUACAUUCAAUCUAUCAGAGUGGCAAGAAUAAUCCUGGUAGGAAGAUAAUUUUCAGUUCUUUCGAACCUGAAGUUGCAACUGCUUUAAAUUGGAAACAACCCAAUUACGCGGUAUUUUUCGCUUCAUAUUGCGGCAUCUCUUCUUCGCCAUCAUCCACAGAUUCGUCUGGAAGAACAAGACUCUCACCGCUGUCUCUAGAAGAAGAAAGCGAUCUCAGAUGCUUGAGCGUUAGGGAAGCUGUGAACUUCGCCAAAUCCACGAAUCUGUUGGGAGUGAUAUUAGAAGCGACGACUCUGGCCGCGGUACCUUCACUUGUAGCAUCAGUGAAAGAUGCAGGAUUACUAUUGGCUACUUUCGGUGACUCUCAAGAUGUUACUGCUCUUAGACAAGGUGCUUCGGAUGGAAGGACAGUAGAUGCUUUCGUUAUUGAUGGGAUUAUGACUUUGACUAUAUAA